AUGGAGCCUCCUGAAUAUGCACCUGGAACGUCGGAGAUUGGCUCCUUGACGGCCCACUCCAAUGAAGACAGCCAGUUCGUCGGCAGCUCCAGUGGCGUCUACUUCAUCAACACUGUCAAACGAGCAUUUUCAAAUGGACAUGACGAAUCUGGGUCCCGAGAGACCGAGUUCCCCACUGCAGAAGAUACUCUUGUUGGUGUGGAUGAUUCAUCGCAGCAGAAGCGCCGACGCACAGAGUCCAGAAACGAGUCAGCCUCAUUUGGAGGCGAGCCUUCUGUGUCGUGGAAAUAUGAUCCAGCUCUCGCCUCCUCUCUGGGCACUGCACCUCCUCCAGAUGUGGCAAAAGAGUUCAUGAUGUCGUACUUCAAAGUAUGGCACCCGCUGUUUCCGUUUCUGCACGGUCCUACCUUCCUGCAGGCCAUGGAGAAAUUGUACUCCAACAGUCCCAUGCCUAAUGACCCGGUUGAUGACUCAACUUCGGAGCAUAGAGCUACCUGCUGGACAAUCAUUCUGCAGUGUAUAUUCAAUCUAGGGAGUCUCUUGCAUCCUGAUCUCCAACUCCCGAAUUCCUGCAAAAUCCAGUCACCUAGUUGCAUGACACCCCUCCUCUCGAUAUUGGCAUCCCGACAUGAUAUAGUCUCGUUGCAGGCGUUGCUAGCUAUUCAGGUUUACCUUGUUGCAACUAUGUCUCUCCGACUGGCGUCCACGUUUGGAGGAUGUAUUCUGCGCUCAAUGCUCCAUGCAGGGUUACAUCGUUGUCCAUUUCGUUACAGUCAGCUCUCGUCGCAUGACCGACAGCUGAGGAAGCGUAUUUUCUGGUGUGCGUAUGCGAUAGACCGGUACCUGAGCCAAGCACUCGGUUUACCGCUCGGGAUCCAAGACUUGGAUGUUGAUGUCUGUCUGCCAGCGGCUCCUGAAAUGCACUCCCCGCGACUUAUCAGGGAUCUGAGCAUGCACCCUGCGAAUUUGGAUUACCGCGGGACGACCGUUGCUCAGUCACCUUCUCUCGUGCUGAGCCCUAGCCAACAGCAAACGGCGGAUCACCGAAAGAAAGAAAGUGUCUUAGCCAGCUAUGUCGAUUCUGGGACCCUUACCGGUCGCGCACUGGAACUAUUUCAUAAAUCCAUUUUGGUCCGCUCUGUACGACGCAGCUCAGUACUAUUCUUGGUAACUGAUGUGCAUAAGUGGUGGAAUAGCUUGCCGCUUGAGCUGCAAGGAAAAGUGCCAGGCUGCGAAAAGGAAAUCCAAGGGAAAGGUGGCAAUGAUGACCCCUUUGACUUUGGUCCCUUUUUCACUGUGCUCUAUCAGCACUUGAUUUUGAUCAUCCACCGACCAUCUUUAUCUUUGAAUCCAUCAACUGCGGAAUUUUGCUCGGGGCUACAAACAUGCAUUGGUGCCGCGCGAGGAAUUCUUGCGGCGCUAAAAACCCAUUUGGAUAGUCGACAGGCUUUUUUUUGGCCUGGCUUUUUAUCUGCUGCCUGGAUGUCGGGCUUGGUCCUCGCGUUUGCUUGUCAGUUGAAGCAAUAUGUUCUUUCAAAAGGUCUACAGGAAAUCGAUGACUGUGCGGCAUUUCUUCGUCACAUGUCCAGUCAGUGGGAAACUGCUAGACCAUGCCACCAUGCCUUAACUUUACUGUCCAGCAAGAUUAAACAAAUGGGCAAUGAGCAACGAAGCGUUGCCAAUUCUCAUGCAUACGUGGUGAGGACACCAGACAAAAAUGACAGCUCUGUUGAUCCUGUUGAUCGGGAAGGAUAUCAAGUGAAGCAUAUGAAUCCAGCUGAGGGCCAUCACACAGAAGCUGGCUAUGCAAGUGUCAUUCCCGAGCCACGGCCUGAAAUCAACCCAAUGCCUUCCAGAUAUAAUGAGUCGGAAAAUGACUGUACUCCAGCCGAGGAUCUAGGCUUUCAAAAUGAGGAUGCCGGUUAUCUGGCCGGAGGAUCUAGCUUUGAUUUGAACAUGGUUGACCUCCUAGACGGAGCGGACUUCAAUUCCCUAUUCGACCUGAUCGGUCAACAAUAUCCCAGCUUCUAG
Penicillium longicatenatum is the source of this 2031-nucleotide messenger RNA. RefSeq names its product transcription factor domain-containing protein. Bases 1 to 2031 code for a protein of 676 amino acids. Gene Ontology annotation, molecular function: zinc ion binding; DNA binding. The transcript is spliced from 2 exons. Gene Ontology annotation, biological process: DNA-templated transcription. Lineage: Eukaryota; Fungi; Ascomycota; Eurotiomycetes; Eurotiales; Aspergillaceae. The record is from RefSeq and is a predicted model, not a curated record.